This is a messenger RNA of Linum trigynum, 330 nucleotides long. The record is from the annotation of a GenBank genome assembly. Lineage: Eukaryota; Viridiplantae; Streptophyta; Magnoliopsida; Malpighiales; Linaceae.
AUGCUUCUUUCUUCUAGGUUUGAAGGAGUUGGCCGAUGUAAUAGGCCAAAUAAGAAGAAGAAGGCAGUGAAGACCGCGAAGACUGAUGGUGCGUCUUCCUCGGUUGUGGUUGCAGGAAAAACAUUGCCCGUGGUCUCGUCUUCGCAAGCUCAGUUGGCCGUAGAUCCGUCUGGCAUGAUGGAUGUGGCCUCGAUUCCUCUAACGCGGGGUGCUGGAAAAAGGUCUUUGGAGCAGGGCAAUCUAGUUGUGACCGCUAAGCGUGCCAAGGCGAGUACCUCUAAUGCGAAGGCAUGGGAUCAACAUGGCAAGGCCGUGAAGCAGCCUGACUAG